ACGUGUAGAAAUACAUCUUUUCAAAUAUUUACAGCUACCCUUAUUAUUAUAGAACAAUUGUAUUAUAGUAAACGAUUAGUUAAUCAUAAAAUAUAUCAAAAAUGAUAAAUAGAUUAAGUUUCGUCAAAAAAUUAUUCGCUCAAAAUCACGCACUAUUAGGAAUUAGGACUAUGAAAUGUGAUUCAAUUAACUCAGAAACAGUAGAUUUAGCGUAUUCAUCUUAUGAAAGCACAUCAGGUGACAGUAACUCUACUAGACCGCCUUUAGUUAUACUACAUGGGUUGCUUGGCUCGAAAAACAAUUGGAACAGUAUUAGCAAGGCUAUACAUCGAACAACAGGGAGAACAGUGAUCAGCGUAGACGCUCGUAACCAUGGUGACAGUGGACACUCACCUCACCAUACCUAUGAACACAUGGCCCAUGAUGUUAUGAAGUUACUGAAAAAAUUAGAAAUAAAUAGAGUGUCUGUAAUGGGUCACAGCAUGGGUGGUAGGACUGCCAUGGUCAUGGCCCUGCUUUGUCCUGAUCUUAUCUCCACUUUGAUAGUGGUUGACAUUUCGCCUGUAAAAUCAAGCACCCAACUACAUUCAAUGAUGAAAAUAUUUGAUGGUAUGUCUAGAGUGUCCAUAACAUCUGGUAUUCCUAUGUCUAAAGCACGAAAAGUAGCAGAUGAACAGUUAAAGGGAGUGUCACAGGAUGUAAACCUACGAAACUUCUUAAUCACAAAUCUUAUUCAGACUAACAAUGGCUCUUAUACCUGGAGAGUUAAUCUAAAAGCAUUAAAACAGAAUUUCCAAUCUGAAAUAUCAGCUUUUCCUGCAAAUUUGCAAGGUUUACAGUAUAGUGGACCAACCCUUUUUGUAGGAGGAGGUCUAUCAGACUUUAUUGACAAAGAUGAUUUGCCUCUUAUUCAAGAAAUCUUUCCCUUGGCACAACUGAUAUUUGUGGAAGAUGCAGGUCACUGGGUACAUAGCCAUAAACCAGAGAAAUUUCUUCAGAUUGUCACCAAAUUCUUAAUAGAAAAAUAAAAUAUAAAAUAUGUAGAAAAUUGUACAAAAUGUUUAGUUAACUUGUAGUUAGGCUACCUUCACAUUAAGUCGCCAGGAGUGCGGCAGCAGCGCGACUUUUAUACCAAAGAGAAUCGCGCGGCUGUCGCGCUUCUCUUUUUAGUAUCGAAGUCGCGCUGCUGCCGCACUCGCAACCUAAUGUGAAGGCACCCUUAGAGAG
Messenger RNA from Aricia agestis (brown argus), 1227 nucleotides. Its product is annotated as protein ABHD11-like. Bases 102 to 1028 code for a protein of 308 amino acids. Gene Ontology annotation, cellular component: mitochondrion. NCBI's taxonomy places the organism in Eukaryota, Metazoa, Arthropoda, Insecta, Lepidoptera, Lycaenidae. Gene Ontology annotation, molecular function: catalytic activity. The record is from RefSeq and is a predicted model, not a curated record. The transcript has 3 exons.